Messenger RNA from Capronia epimyces CBS 606.96, 1731 nucleotides. Its product is annotated as carboxypeptidase D. Gene Ontology annotation, molecular function: serine-type carboxypeptidase activity. Gene Ontology annotation, cellular component: fungal-type vacuole. The record is from RefSeq and is a predicted model, not a curated record. The transcript is spliced from 5 exons. Gene Ontology annotation, biological process: proteolysis. NCBI's taxonomy places the organism in Eukaryota, Fungi, Ascomycota, Eurotiomycetes, Chaetothyriales, Herpotrichiellaceae. Bases 1 to 1731 code for a protein of 576 amino acids.
AUGCAAGCCGUGAGACUCCUCUCCACCCUCGGCGCACUGGUCGCCAGCGUCGCCGCAAUUUCAGGACCUACAGUUCAGAGCAAGCGAGGCGGUCCUAAGCUUCAGGUCCUACCACGACAGUUGCCAGCAGAGCCAGUCGGGAUACAAACAAUCCUUAGUCCCAACGGUGUCAACAUCACGUACAAGGACCCGGGCAAAGAAGGUGUCUGCGAAACAACUCCUGGUGUCAAUUCUUAUGCCGGGUUUGUCAACCUGGCGGAGGAUGUUCACAGUUUCUUCUGGUUUUUCGAGUCUAGGAACGAUCCGGCCAACGAUCCAAUUACCCUCUGGCUCAACGGUGGACCGGGAAGUGACUCUCUCAUUGGGUUGUUUGAAGGCAACGAAGAUCUGGUCAGCCACAUCAACCCGCACGCUUGGAACGAGGCAUCGAAUCUCAUCUUCCUCAGUCAGCCACUGGGCGUGGGAUUUUCGUACGGCUCAAAGGAGCCAGGAUCGCUGGACCCAGUUUUGGGAAACUUUGUUAAUGCUUCCGAAGCCAAUGUAACUGGUAGAUAUCCCGUGAUAAAUGCAACUGCACUUGAUACUACGGACCUCGCCGCGAUUGCAGCUUGGGAAGUCCUGCAAGCAUUCUAUUCGGUUCUUCCACAACUGGACUCGAAGGUCCAGUCCACCAAGUUCAACCUGUGGACAGAAUCCUACGGUGGACACUACGGCCCUGCCUUCUUCAACUACUUCUACCAGCAAAACCAGGCGAUUGAGAAUGGCACCCAGACCGGCAAGUACUUUGAGUUUGUCAAUCUUGGCAUCAUCAACGGCAUCAUCGACGAAUACGUCCAGGCACCAUACUAUCCACUCUUUGCCAAUAACAAUACCUACGGCAUCAAAGCCGUCAACGACACCGUGUACGACUACAUGACUUUUGCGACCUACAUGCACAAUGGCUGCCUGGAACAGAUCGAACUCUGCGUGGAAUCAGAUACGACGACCCUCAGUGGCCAGGCUGUCUGCACUGAAGCGGAAGACAUGUGCCGCGACAACGUCGAGUCACCUUACUACUACUACAGUGGGCGCGGGGUCUACGACAUUCGGCACCCAUACGAUGACCCGACGCCACCAUCGUAUUUUGUGGACUAUCUCAACCUAGCAUCGACACAGGAAGCCCUGGGCGUCGACACCAACUACACUACAGACGCCAAUAACGAAGUGUACUUUGCCUUCCAGCAGACAGGCGACUUUGUUUACCCGAAUUUCCUCGAGGAUCUAGAACAGAUCCUCAACACGUCCUCAGUGCGUGUGACUCUAGUCUAUGGUGACGCCGACUACAUCUGCAACUGGUUCGGUGGCCAAGCUAUUUCACUGGCCGCCCAGUGGCAGCAUGCCGCUGAAUUCGCCGCUUCAGGCUACACACCCUUCCUCGUGGACGGCGUCGAGUACGGCGAGACCCGCGAGUACGGGAACUUCUCCUUCACCCGCAUCUACGAGUCCGGCCACGAGGUGCCGUACUACCAGCCCAUCGCGGCGCUGGGCUUCUUCUCCCGCGCCAUUUCGGGUCUGGACAUUGCCACCGGCACUACCAAGGUCAACGGCUCCAACGGCGGAACCUCAGGCCCUGCCCAAGCGACACAUACCAAUUCGUAUGUGGCGCUGCCCAGCACCACUUCUUCGGCGGCCCCAAGCAAUUCGACUGCUGCUGCAACUGAUGUCCCAUUGAGAUUCAGACGAUCAAUCUAG